Molecule: messenger RNA, 8674 nt
Organism: Tachysurus fulvidraco (yellow catfish)
Lineage: Eukaryota; Metazoa; Chordata; Actinopteri; Siluriformes; Bagridae
Gene: sptbn4a
Product: spectrin, beta, non-erythrocytic 4a
Exons: 20
Coding region: 898-5244 (1448 amino acids)
Biological process (GO): actin cytoskeleton organization
Cellular component (GO): cell projection; plasma membrane; cell junction
Molecular function (GO): phospholipid binding; actin filament binding
Source: RefSeq, a predicted model, not a curated record
UCUCUCUCUCUCACACUGCAGUACACAGUGCUGUUAAUGCUGUGUGGCUGUCUGUGGAACAGAAGCCACUGCAGCAUGGUGCACUAGCGUCACACCGGACCAACCUGCCACUGUGUGUGUGUGUGUGUGUGUGUGUGUGUGUGUGUGUGUGUGUGUGUGUGUGUGUGUGUGUGUGUGUGUGUGUGUGUGUGAUUACCAACAUUGGAUUUAAACUCUGUGAUUUUUUCCAACCCAACAUUCUUAUCCGUCAGUGUGUGUGUUCCGCUGAAGGCUUGUAUUUUUAGAUUCUCUCAGCUAAACCAUCUCUCUCUCUCUCUCUCUCUCUCUCUCUCUCUCUCUCUCUCUCUCUCUCUCUCUCUCUCUCUCUCUCUCUCUCUCUCAACCGCCUCCUACCUCAACCCACCCCACCCCAUCCCACACACACACACACAUACAAAUGCACACACACAUGCACGCACUGAUGGCUCCUCCCAUCCUGCCCCUUCCUUCUCAGCUCGACAUUGGGACAGUGUAGUGAGCAGACGCAGCGCAGGACCUGGAGCAUCUUCAUAUAUAUAUAUAUACACACACACACACACACACACACACACACACACACACACACACACACACACAGACACUAUGCCAUUUUUUCUCAAUCUCUUCUGUUGGAGCCUCUUCACCAUGUGAAUGUACCAGAGAUAUUCGUUGUUCGGACACAGCAGGAUACAGCAGUUCUGUGUGUUUCCUUUUUGGAACGUUCCGGCGUGUCCAAGUGCUUUUGGAGAGACAUCCUGACGUGUGGAUACUGCAGCACUCUGCUGUGGAGUUGAACCUGGAUGGCAUGAGGACCCAGAGGAGCUCCAGACACUGAGCUCCCCAUCAUUGCUGCUAUUGCUGCUGCUGAUACUGCCAAGGAUGCUCAUGCCUCGUGAGGGCGGGCGGGAUGAGGCUCAGAAGCUGCACAGAAAAUGGAUGAAACACCAGGCCUUCAUGGCCGAACUGGCUCGCAACAAAGAAUGGCUGGCGAAAAUUGAACAGGAGGGCAAGGAGCUGAUUGAGGAGCAGCCUGAGCUUGGGCCCAUGGUGGACCAGAAGCUGAAGGAGAUGAGGGAAUGCUGGACACAUCUGGAGAGCACCACCAAGGCAAAAGCUCGCCAGCUGUUUGAGACCCAGAACCACAGAACCACAGAUGUUCCAUCGCACAGCCUCUCGGAUCUGGACCAGCACCUCAGCGUGCUGCAGGACGAACCACCACCUUCGUCACACUCCUCACACUCCUCACACACAUCAUACUCCACACACACCAGCCCCUCGGCCAGCGCCGCCGUCCUGAGCCCUCGGACCACAUUUAGCCAGCAGCUGCAAAGGAUACAGUCAAUGGAGGCUCAGAUGCAGCUCUAUCCUGGUCUGAUGCAGCUCAAGUCCAACAGCGGACAAAGCGAAGCAGACGGAGCCGACGCAAUGCACCGAGCGCCAACCGGCUUCGAAGUCCAGCGCUCGGGGGACGUGGCCGAAACACGAAUCGUGCGUCUAAUAGAACCGCUGAAAGAAAGGAGGCGGAUCCUUCUGGCCUCCAAAGAAAUGCACCAAGUCACACAGGACCUGGAAGACGAGAUCUUGUGGAUUCAGGAGCGAUUACCGUUGGCCUCGUCUACCGAAUACGGCACCAACAUGCAGAGCGUUCAGCAGCUGGUUAAAAGCCAUGAGGUGCUGCAGAUGGAGAUGCAGGCCAGAAAGGGGCGCGUCGAGGAGGUGCUGGAGAGAGCCGAGGCGGUCGCCGCCCUUCGCACGCCUGAGGUGGAGAUCAUCAGAGAGGGAGCGAUGCACGUGAGGCAGCUGUGGGAGGUGCUGCAGGUGGAGGGAGAGCGGCGUACCAUGAUGCUGGAUGCAGUGAGCCACGCCCAACAAUACUACACAGAGGCGGCGAAGGCGGAGUCGUGGCUCAGCGGGCAAAAGCUGCAUGUGCUCAAUGAGGAAAAUGGCAACGAUGAAGCCAGCACACUAAGGCUGCUGAAAGAGCAGUUGGCUUUAGAGCAGAAGGUGGAGAAUUACGCCGAGACGGUGGGCUUCCUGUCUCAGCAGUGCCGCCGCAUGCUGGAACUGGGACACCCUGACAGCGAACAGAUCACUAAGCAGCAGGCUCACAUCGACCGGCUCUACGUCUCCCUGAAGGACCUUGUGGAGCAGAAGAAGACCAAGCUGGAGCAGCAGUACUGGCUCUACCAGCUGAAGAAGGAGGUGGAGGCUCUAGAGAAGUGGAUCUCCGAGAGAGAGGCUGUCGCAAGCUCCACUGAGCUCGGCCAGGACCUGGAGCAUGUCACGAUACUACAGGAGAAGUUCACAGAAUUUCGGGCUGAAACGAGCACCGUGGGUCAGAGGCAGAUGGACUCUGUAAACAAGAUGGUGAACGAGAUGAUCGACUGCGGCCAUGCAGAUGCUGCCACCAUCGCGGAGUGGAAGGACGGCCUGAACGAGUCAUGGGCCGACCUUCAGGAGCUGAUGGAGACCAGAGCACAGAUGCUCGCCGCCUCACACCAGCUCCACAAGUUCUUUACCAACUGCCAGGAGGUGCUAUUGCAGAUCGAGGGGAAGAUGAGACAGUUACCAGAGGUGCGUUCGUGUCAGGUGAGCACCGCCAACCCUGGCACACUACAGAGACUGCUGCACUCCUUUGAACACUCUCUGCAGCUGCUGGUCUCACAGGUGCGUCAGCUGCAAGAGAACGCGUCUCAACUCCGUGCCAUCUACGCCGGAGAGAAGGCCGACACCAUCUUGAUCCGUGAGCAGGAAGUGAUGCGCGCGUGGAAGGAGCUCCUCGUGGCCUGCGAGGGCAGCCGUGUACAGGUUACCACGGUGACAGACAAAAUCCAGUUUUUUGCCAUGGUGCGUGAACUCAGCAUGUGGACAGACGGGAUCAUGGGACAAAUCGGCCCGGUCGAGGACGCGCGGGACUUGACCACUCUGGAGUGCAUGAUCUCUCAGCACCAAAAUCUGAAGAGCAAAAUGGAGAACAAAAGCAAGAGCUUCAUGCAUUGUGUGGAGAUGGGCAAGAUGUUGCUUGCGGCACACAAUCCUGCAGCCGAGGAGGUAAAGGAGAAGUUGGAGUAUGUGAUGGCGAAGCAGAAAGAUCUGAAUGAUAAGUGGGAGCAGCACUGGGAGAAACUCAAGCGCAUACAGCAGCGGUUACACGCCGCACAAGCGAGCAAGGCUGAAGGGACGUGGCACGCAACGAAGGAGUCGCUGAGCAGCGGCGGUGAGGCAGAGGGCGGGGCUGACGAGGUGGAGCAGCUGAUUCGUCGACACGAAGCGUUCCGUAAGGCGGCAUGUACAUGGAAGGAGCACUUCAUCUCUUUACGACAGGCAGAGAAACUGAAAGAAGAGCAAAGCAAGCAGUCCACUUCUUCGUCUCUCCUCAACAGACAGAUGUUUCCAUUGUCCUGCCUCGUGCCCAGCUCGUCCUCGUCCUCCUCUUCAUCGUCUCUUUUCCGGAGCCCCCUGCAGGACAUGAUCCUUGAGUCCAAAUCUGGUCCGGACCUUGCACAUACUCAACAAAUGUCCCAGAGGCUUGGAUCUGCACUGAAUCCCUAUGCGCCUGUCAUGAAUGGCUCCCCCUACCACAGGCUCAACCAACAAGUCGGGGCAUUAGGAACAAACAGCUCCAGUCAAACCGGGUUAAACCAACAGGGUAUUUUUGGGCUGGACAGCUCGAGUUACACUGGCCUAAACCAAGUUGGCAUGUUAGGGUCAGACAGCUCCAGCUACACAGGAUUAAAUCAACAGUGUGUCUUAGGAGCCAAUGGCCUAAACCCCCUCAGUGCUAUGGGGGUGACUGAACCCAGAACCACAUUCGCCUGGCAGCAGCUCAAAGCUGACUUGCAGCCCAGGAUCAACCACAUGCACAAAGCUGUAGGUCCAUUGCUGGAGGCCCAGGCUGGGCACCUGGUCCCAGUGGGUGUACCAAUGAGCACUGAGGCAUCACUUGAGCUGCUCCAUGGACGGCUGCAGAGGGACCCCCGUGGCAGCCGCUCAGACCCGCAGAUGGACCACAUGCGCAGGGAGAGGGAGUACAGGCUUGGGCGUCACACCUCCAGUGAGCAAGAGAUCCAGGCACGGCUCAACGAGUUGCCCAUGAUUGUGCGCCAGGAGAGGCACCAAAGGCGCAGACUAGAGCGCCAGUCAUCCAGCGAGCAUGAGGGCAGCGGCAGGCACAGACUUCAGAAACAGGACUCCAGUGAUCAUGAGUCGGGAAAAGAAGGGUCAGACAAGAGGCAGACAGGGGAAAAACGCUCCACUAUGGCUGAGAUUGUUGAACAGGUGCAGGAGAGAGAAGCAUGCCAAGCGAGGGGAGAGGCGUAUCGUCCCCCCAGCAGUCUCUCCGCUCCUGGUUCCCGUCUUGACCGACCUCGAGCUCGCGAUCGACCAAAACCGCGCAGACGUCCGCGUCCUAAAGAACCCGAGGAGACGAGGCGGUCACGAUCAGCGCCGGCUCAGAGUGCACCGAGCACACCACAGCCACCCACACAUACCGUUCACCAGGAGGGCUUCCUGUACCGCAAACACGAAGAGGAAGGCAAGGAGAAGAGCCCUAACAGCAAGUCGUGGGUGAACCUGUACUGUGUACUCAACAAAGGGGAGAUCGGCUUCUACAAGGACGCCAGGAACACGACGACCCCGUACAACGACGAGCCACUCCUCAACCUAGCCAUCUGUACCUUCGACACUACCAACGGCUACAAAAACAAGAAGAAUGUCUUCAUCCUUAGGAGUGAAACCGACGGAGACUAUAUCUUCCUGGCCAAAGACGAGGAGGAUCUGAAGCGUUGGGUGAACAGCAUAAACGCCAGCCUGAGCGAGAUCGAGGAGAUCGCCAAGUGGGAGAAACCCACCACCUCCUCCACCGACCCUGACAAAUCAGAGCGUAAGGAGCGCUCCGAGGGGGCGGAGCCAUCAGAGAAGUCGGAACGCUCGGAUCGAUCGGACAAGCGAGAAGGGGAGAAAAGCUCCGAGAGCUCGGAAAAGAGGGACACUUUGGAGAGAAUGAGGAUGGAACGAAGAGGGAGGGAUAGGGGAGAGAAGGAUAGGGGAGAGAAGGAUAGGGGAGAGAAGGAUAGGGGAGAGAAGGAAAGGGUAGAGAGAGGAGGGAAAGAAGAGAGAGGAGAGAAAGGAGACAGAGACAAAGAGAGGAAGAGAGAGAGGGAGAGGGAGAGAGAUAGAGGAGAUCGGAGUUCCAGGGGUUCGAGUACCUCGGGGAAAAGUAAAUGAUACCCUCAGCUUAUCCAUCCAUCCAUCCAUCCAUCCAUCCAUCCAUCCAUCCAUCUAUCCUUCCAUAGAUCCACCAAGAAUGGAGGAGAGGAGAAGAACAAGUGCUUUUACUUCUCCGGUACCCCGAUGACACUCUGGUGGGGGUUUUCCCGUCAAAACAGUGUCCAAAGAGAGCGUCUGCAUAAGCGUAGGAAUUAAUCUUGUCCUAAAAUUAGUAAACAAAUACAAAUAUAAAAAAAGUCCCCUAGAUAACUGAAAGCAAUAUGAUGUAUGCUGUAGGUGAUUUAAUAUCUGAUUCAUAUUCACCCCCCCCGUGUGUGUGGGUGUGUUGGUGUGUAAACGGAGAGUGAGACGUGUGUGUAUGCCUCUGGGAAAUGUGAAGGCACUCAGGACUAGAAAAGACCUGAAACUGGAAACACUCACCUGUGGAACCACACACACUUUAUACCCUCCACUGACUAUUUACCCCGCUUCAGCUGUGGUACUAAACUCAUACUGAAGAAACAUUCAUUCAACUUUUGGAGGUAAAAUCCCUGAAGUAUAAACGUUUCCUGAACAUAUCGAACAUGUCCGAUCGUUCAGGAUAUGUUCAGUGUCUGCAGUUUGCUUCUUUGGCUUUUCUAUCAGACCUGCGAUGCUGACAAAAAUAAAAACACAUAACCAAAGCUUUUAGGCAACGGUUUCGAAAUAAAUCACCAGCAAAUCAUCGAAAUCAGCGGUGUUCGCAAAUCACAGUCUACCGUAAGCAAAGUUCCCAAACGACCAAAUGUCUAAAGCAAGUCAGCACAUAAAGAUAUAAUACUAUGAAUAAUAAUCUGUCUGACUCAUAAACAGUCAGAAUAUUAUGUACAGUACAGAAGUACGGCGUACAAUCGGUCCGUACUGGAUCACGUGCUGUUUUAUACGCUGCUGAACUCGAGUGUUAUAAUAAAGAAGCAAACGUCACACACUGAACCUGUCUAAAGCAUUAAAGGUGAUGAUUGUUGUGUCGGUGAUGAAGCGAAAGUUUAUUUGGAAAUGUUUAUGUGCAAGGGGGGCACGGUGGUUUAGUGGUUAGCACGUUCGCCUCACACCUCCAGGGUCGGGGGUUCGAUUCCCGCCUCCGCCUUGUGUGUGUGGAGUUUGCAUGUUCUCCCCGUGCCUCGGGGGUUUCCUCCGGGUACUCCGGUUUCCUCCCCCGGUCCAAAGACAUGCAUGGUAGGUUGAUUGGCAUCUCUGGAAAAUUGUCCGUAGUGUGUGAGUGUGUGAGUGAAUGAGAGUGUGUGUGUGUGCCCUGUGAUGGGUUGGCACUCCGUCCAGGGUGUAUCCUGCCUCGAUGCCCGAUGACGCCUGAGAUAGGCACAGGCUCCCCGUGACCUGAGAAGUUCGGAUAAGCGGUAGAAGAUGAAUGAAUGAAUGAAUGAAUGUUUAUGUGCAAACCAGCAGGAAGCAAAAUCCUGAAUCAUCACCUCACUUCACUUAUUAUUCCGUUAACCUGCAUCACUUCACCUCCCAGAGCUGCAGCGCGAGCGCGUGUGAAAAGAAUUCGUCCGUAUAUUCGUCCGUAAGCUUUCGCAACGUGUGAAAUCGAAUUGUUAGGAUUUUACUCGACAGAUUUUACUCGACGUGAGAGCUCGGUCCUGACGUCGUCUCUAGCCGACUCCGUCCUUCCGAUCGUAAAACGAUCGGCGGACGAUUAGCUCGGACGGAAGGUACGACGUCUGUGAAGUUGUUACGCGAUAAAAGACCUUGUAUAUAUCUAUACAUAUCUAUAAAUAUAUUUGUAUGUAUAUAAUAGUAAACACGACUUCUACAAGCUACACCGAAUUAAGCCAAACUUUCAUUACUUUUUAUUAAUCAGCGGAAAUAUAACGAGCUAAACAAAGUAUUAUUCGCCUAAAGUGGUUAUUACUUUAUGACGGAGUGCUAAAUAGCCUUUGUAGACCCAAGGCAUACACACAUACACACACACACACACACACACAGGAACAUGUCGGUCACUCGAGUCACAGUCUCAGACCAGCCACCUCGGUAAGGCAGAAGAUUCCCACCACACAGUAGCAGCAUCACAGAGUGUGUUUUCGACGUCUACGCAAAGUGUCCACGCGCCGAACGUUCGCACGUCGCUCUCUGCGUUCGGAGGUCAAGCUCGGCCGUUUUUUUCUAACGCUCGCCUCCUCGUCACACUUAACUUUUUUUUUGGUCUUCCAGUUUUUCAUUGUGGUAAAAUUUUGUACUUUUAAAAGUGAGUAUCUUGAUCCGAAUGUCGAUCGAACCGUCCGGACGACGACAACGACGACGACAAAGUCCUCCCGGAUCUUCACCUUCGCUUACUGACAGACGUGUCGUUGUGCUUUAACUGUCUUUUUUUUUAUUUAGUCACGUGCCAUAAAAUGUUCACAUUUUUCUAUUUAAUAAUCCCGACCGUUCCCGUACAGUGCUGCUGCGUCUGACUCGCGUCUGGGAUUUUAUUUAUCUAAAUAAAUGCACAAACAUGCACAAGUAUCUGUUUUCUCACCGUUUUAGGGUUGCCAAAUUUAGUGUAGGGUUUUUACUGCAUCGGCGACGUCCUCACUGAAAUCCUAGCUAUUUUGUCACACAGAAUGGAGUCUGCCACAUUUAUCGUUAGCCGAAUGUCAAACUCCUGACUCUACGUUCACGCUAGCGGACAGCAAAGUGUCGAGCGACUGAGGUUUUCUCAAUUUUCAUGCUAAUCCAGAACGACGCUGUAAAGCGACACGUGCAGACGAUUGACCCGAACGAAUCGAUCUAUGGAGCAUGGAGCAUGAGGACUGACAUUUCUUCAGUUCCCUUUUCCUGUUAGAUUUCUCAUCAGGUCAUUAAAUGUGUAUAGAGACAUUCUGAAUUAAAAUAAAGAAACAAACUCCAGGCUAAUGCUUGUGCGAAUGCAGGGUACGAUGAGAUUAACACUCUGUUUUCUCAAACAGACCUGAUCUGGGGUCAGUCUUCCUUUACUGCAUAAUGCUAUCUCUGAGAUGAGCUUGUGUGUGUGUGUGUGUGUGUGGUGUGUGUGUGGUGUGUGUGUGUGUGAAAGAGAGAGAGAUGUAUGUGGCACUGAUGCACUGAUGGAGAAUCAGUAUGUCACAGAUCUAGGCUCUGGAGAACAGCCCUGUUUCUCCUGCAGAGAGAUAGAACAUACAAGAGACACUAUGGAAGAAGAGAGAGAGAGAGACGGAGACAGAGACAGAGAGAGAGACAGAACACGAUCUCAAAUCCUGGCAAGGAGAGCAGAGUGAAAUGUAGGCCACCUGCUUUACCCAUCACAGCACAUUCAUAAGGUUCCAUGUGUACCUAGUUUGCUUCUCUCCUAGUGCCCCUGAGCGAGGCUUUAACUUUAAGAACACUCCGAGAGCACGAACGUAAAGAAUGUAUCAACCCUAACGGCAAGUUUUUCACCGGUCGUGAGUUUCACAGUUACGGCAACAAAAAG